Molecule: messenger RNA, 2662 nt
Organism: Conger conger (European conger)
Lineage: Eukaryota; Metazoa; Chordata; Actinopteri; Anguilliformes; Congridae
Gene: lgals3a
Product: lectin, galactoside binding soluble 3a
Exons: 6
Coding region: 307-1584 (425 amino acids)
Biological process (GO): negative regulation of extrinsic apoptotic signaling pathway; neutrophil chemotaxis; macrophage chemotaxis
Cellular component (GO): nucleus; immunological synapse
Molecular function (GO): laminin binding; carbohydrate binding; IgE binding
Source: RefSeq, a predicted model, not a curated record
AAUCGUUGAUCGGAACGGAUCGGACAAGUUAUGACGUUUUCUAGCGGCGUGAUAAAGUAACCCAUCACAACACCGAAGAUGGUGGUCUCUCUUUAUCGGAACUUUUUAGUGCGUUAGAUUUCUUUAGCUAUCGGACCGAGAAACCGGACCAGGAAAGAACAGCACUUGCGUGACGCAUUGAGGCUAACACUUCCUGUUAGCUACCGAACGUUACCUAACUUGCUGUCAUUUUACCUUUUUUUUUUGCCGUGGGGGGGUUUGUACAGUACUUUGGAUUUUUAAAGGCGGAUCACUUUUUACUUGGAUAUGGAUGACUUUUCUCUUGCCGAUGCCAUAUUGGACGAUGUCCCUGGCAAAGCUCCCAAAGCUCAAACCAAUCCUGCUGCACCUGCCAACCCUGCUCCUCCGGCCACUAACCCCGGCUGGCCUGGUGCGGCCCCAGGAGCUCCUGGCUUUCCCCCUUCCUCCAGUCCCGCCCAGCCGUCUGGCCCAGGGGCACCUGGUCAGUACCCCGGCGGUCCCGCUGGUCCUGGACAGUUCCAAUCAGGCCCUGGAGCCCCAGGGCAGUAUCCCAGUGCACCCUCUGCACCUGGUGGGUUUCCUUCUGCCCCAGGAGUCCCUGGGCCAUACCCCUCUGGGCAGGGAGCCCCAGGACAGUUUCCAGGAGGCCCCGGAGCCCCAGGACAGUUUCCAGGAGGCCCCGGAGCCCCAGGACAGUUUCCAGGAGGCCCGGGAGCCCCUGGACAGUUUCCAGGAGGACCCGGAGCUCCAGGACAAUUUCCGGGAGGACCCGGAGGCCCUAGCCAGUAUCCCUCAGCACCAGGACCGUACCCUCCUGGAGGAGGCGCUCCCCAACCCUUCCCGUCCGGGGUCCCAGGGCAGUUUCCCUCUGGUCCCAACGCUCCCCCAGGGCAGUACCCUAACAUGCCGUAUGCUGGAGGACAGCCUGCCCAAGGCCCCUACGGACCAGGAGCUCCCGGUGCCUAUCCCCCUCCGUCGAACUCCGGCAACUUUCCAGGGUUCGCCGGUGGAGGCUUCCCCCCGCUCCCUGCUGGUGGCUGGGGGCCACCUGGUGGCGGUGCCUUCCCAGGUCAGCCCAGCCAUCCGGGCUCCUAUGGCAUGAACCCCAUGGGACCGUACCCCAACCCACCAUACGGCGCUCCUGGAGGAUCGCUGCCUGUGCCAUAUGAUCUGCCCUUGCACUCUGGAUUAAUGCCCAGGCUGCUGAUCACCAUCGUGGGAGAACCCGCUCCAGGUGCAGACAGGUUUCAAGUUGAUUUAAUCAGGGGCCCGGAUGUUGUUUUUCACUUGAACCCUCGCUUUAACGAGCAGACCAUCACCCGAAACUCCUGCCUGGGUGGAUACUGGGGCCCUGAAGAACGGGACGGGGGGUUCCCCUUUGUUCCUGGGAACCGUUUUGAGCUCAAGAUCCUGGUGCAUGAAGACGUGUUUAAAGUUGCACUGAAUGACGUCCACCUCCUGGAGUACGAGCAUCGGGUCGGAGGGCUGGAGGACGUGAACCUGCUCCGCAUCACGGGCGACAUCGUGCUCUACAGUGUGGCCCCCACCAUGAUCAGCCCGUAGCCAGAGAGGCCUAAACCCUGCCCCUGCCUCCGGGUGGUACUGUCACCCACCAACAGAGCCCUCAACACACACACACACACAUACACAUACACACACACACACACACACACACACACACACACACACACACAUACACACACACACACACACACACACACACACAUACACACACACACAUACACAUACACACACACACACACACAUACACACACUAAUGCUGCGUAGCUUCUUCCACUGCAGAGUUUUUUGGGGGUUUCCAUCUUUAGAUUGUGUGUCGUAUGACCUUGAAAUGCUGCAUGUAUCAUAUGACAAUCAUAGGCUGGGAAGGGCAUAGGAAAACCAUUCAUUAUGCUAAUAUCUGACUGCAUGAAAAUAGCAGUGGCGAUAUAUUAAGUUGUCCACUGUAUUAGAUUUUAUUUUUUAUUUUUCCGUAUGCUGUGUGCCAUUUUCACUUAGUAAAUAGGACAUUUUUGCUGUCAGGCCCGUCUUAUUAAAUCACAGAUGUGUAGCGUAGCAAAACGCAUAAUGGAGUCUCAUUUCAGUAUUCCAAAUGGGAUACAGCUGGAAAACCCCAGAAUCCUACUUUAUUUUUUACUGCUCAAUGACCAUGACUUGACGGCACCAGGCACCAGGCACCAGGGACUUGGGGCCAGAAGGGCUUCUCUCUACUUGCAGAAUGUAAUGCUGUCAUGGAGUCCUGUUGUCAUCAUCUGUGGGAGUGCUUGCCCUUUGACCUGGAAAUGAAAUGCUGUAACCCCCUCCCCCUUAUUAUCCACCUUCAACUGCAAACACCGCUUUGCGUGUUGAUGAUUUGUCACGAAGUCAGAAGCCAAGAUAAAGCAGGGGGUUGUCCAUGAAUUAAUUCGAACUGGAGCUUUUGUGCUUUUAUUUGGCAUGAACUGGCUUUAAUACAAAUAUGGAAAGAGCAAAGUAAUUAUGGUUCAUCAAAUGGAGCCAGUGUUAUGAACUUCUUAAAUAAAUUAACAAAGGUACUGAAGAGUGUGUGUAGUUAUGUAAUUUUAAAUAAUAAUAAUAAUAAUAAUAAUAAUAAUAAUAAAUAACUUCACAUAUAAUAAUA